Rhipicephalus microplus (southern cattle tick) is the source of this 8061-nucleotide messenger RNA. It is a transcript of the gene mei-41, whose product is annotated as ATR serine/threonine kinase meiotic 41. Gene Ontology annotation, cellular component: nucleus; chromosome. Gene Ontology annotation, molecular function: protein serine/threonine kinase activity; protein binding. NCBI's taxonomy places the organism in Eukaryota, Metazoa, Arthropoda, Arachnida, Ixodida, Ixodidae. The record is from RefSeq and is a predicted model, not a curated record. Gene Ontology annotation, biological process: DNA repair; DNA damage checkpoint signaling; telomere maintenance.
AUGUGAAUAUUGUGAAUACUGCGCACUUAUAAUGUGAAAUGAAUAGCAACGUGUGUAUUGGUGCAUCCGCAUGAUAUGCGCACCCAUUCUUUAAUACUGCUUAGUGUAGAGUGAAUCUUUUUCAGUUGAUGAAUUUAAGUCUAGAGGUUUCCCCCGGUAGUUGACUGCAGAAAUGGAAUUCAACCACCCAGACUCUCUGACAGCGCUUUCAGCAAUAAGAGAAAUACAAGAAGGCUCAACACAAGUGACUGAACCCCGCGAUGAACAAACGUCUCGCUACAGAAAGAUUUUGGACAGCAUUCUUACUUCUUUAUUGAACGAUACCGAAAAAGAUGCAGAGCAGACGCGUCCAGUUUUGGAACGCUUGCUUGAAUGUGUACAACACUGCGCCCAAGCAUUGCCUGUAUUGUUCCUGCCGCAGGAAAGCAGUGAGCCAGGCUCCACUGAACAGUGUGCCUUGCGCUUCAGCGAAAGUCUUAUUGGAAGACUUCUCGUUCUCCUAAGCAUACCUGGUCUUGGUGAGCUCUCCGGGCACUGCUGCCGUGUCAUCGAAUCACUCUUGACCUUGUACAAGCGUCACAACAUGAGACUGUUGCAUCAGUUCUUGGACAACCUACUCGAAGUUUUUGUUGAUGUAUACCAAUUCUGUGUUCUGAAUAGUGGCACUGAAAUGGCCACUUGUCACUUUGGUGUCACCCUUUCAUUUGCUGGCCAUCAAAAUGUGAAGAAGUCGAAGGCUGAACAAGGGGGCAUCCAUAUAUCUCUACCUGAUGGCGGACGUGCUUUGCUCCUUUCACUCAUGAAGCUUUUGGUGUUCUUAGCUGAUGACAUGGUAGCAUUUGGAAAUGGUCGCAGACUCGGACGGGACAGACUUGUUCGCUCGCUUUGCGGCCUUCUGAGCGCAGACAACAGUGAACUCGUGGAGGCCAGUCUUGAAGCAUUGAACUCUUUUCUCAGGCAGUAUUACCUUGUGACGGAAAACACCGAGACAGAAGUCCUCCUGAGUGUUAUGUGGCUUAUUCACUUCAUAUCAACAGGUAGCAUAACCCUAACAUCUUCUGGAACAGACCGCCUAGUAGGCUUCUUGAAGACUGUGGCAAAGAUCCAGGUAUCUCCAGGUGCUUCAGAAGAAGUCCUGCUGGGAUUAGCUAAGGUCAUGCAGAACUUGGCAAAACAUCCAACACUCCUCAAUGCCUCAGCACAGUUGUUUAGUAAAGUUUCGACGGACUCUGGCAGCUGUCCACCCCUGGACUCUGUGUUGCAAGAGCUACGAGAUAACCUGAGCCCCUUGCUGGAGGCUGCAGACAUCAACAUUGUUUCAAGUAAAACCUAUGUUGGUGUCCUGGUAAUGGAAGUCGGCAAAGCUCUUGCCAAAUUGGAAUAUGAAGAAGAAAAUGUCCGGCAUUCUACCGUUGCCAAAAUGCUGCGGGACAGCUUUGUUGGAAUCAAGUUGGACAGGCUGCUGUAUAUACAGGACACUGGCCUGGAGAGCUUGAAGAAAGUGGCUGUCUGUUUAGAAGCUCUGCAAAUGGCUGUACUUCGAUUGCUGCAACCAUCUGCUAUCUCCAAGUUGCAAAAUGAAGCAAAGGCUACAGCAGCUGAAAAGGCAACCAUGCGCGUGCAACUCAACGUCAGCAGCGAGCGGAUGGUGUUGGCUCUGCUCAAGGACGCCCUCGAGCGUCGCUUGGACGAUGAGUUGUUGUGUGAGGUGUUCCACAUUCUUGUACUCCUCCUGAGGUGUCAAGAAGUACCAAGUGCGAGUGAUCUUUCCGAGUUUCUUUCUCGCCAUUGCAGUAGCAUGGAACACCCGAUUUAUUUUGUUGAUUUUUGCACCACUGGAUGCUGCAAGUUCUGCCCCUAUCUGCACUACAGGGACAGUGCAAUCAUCGAGAAGGCUCCCGAGCCGAAUUUGGUGUCAUGGGUGAAUUGUGUUCGGGACCUCUGUUGUGUCUUGUCUGGAAAGGCCAAUAGCUUUCAAGCCGGAGACAGUUGGCAGCAACCAAACGCUGUGUGCUGCUUUGCAUGUGAAGCAGAAUGCUUGUCGCUAAUUGCUACUGCGAGUGACAGCAAGUACAUGAGUGAUUGUGUCCUCAAGCUGUGCACCUCCCGUCACAGUUCUGUUAGAGAAGCCAUGGUUUCCGACCUGCCCAGCGUCCUUUGCCACAUUCAGUUGGAUGACGCGCUGAUUGCAAGUCUGCUGGACCUUUUGGAAGAUUCUGACUAUGUUGUCAGGAUGAAGUUCGGAAAUCGGCCUCUCAAGAUGCUGAUGUCGAGAAGCGAUUCCAGCGUCCGCAGCACCAUUGUGUCACGGUUGAAGCAUACUCUGAACAGUGCCUGGCAGUCGGAGAAUGUUCGCCUCCAGGACACCCUGCUCACAGCAGUUGGCUGCGUAGGACGGGAUGCCAGGGAUGAAGACUCACAGGCAUUUGCCUUGCUAUGCCUGCUGCAGCAUAUACUCUGCCGCACGGCAGGCGUGGCUGAUAUCGCACGUGAGCAGCUUGUGGAGCUUGCGGAGAAUUUGGGUUCUUCCACGAGCAUCUUGUUGAAAAAAUUUCGACCACAAGUGGGAAAAUUUCUGUUUGAUGGCAUGAUAAAGGCAAGUCAAGAGCGGGGUUUCUCCAUGAACACUUUCCUCAGCAACCUGAUUGGAAUAUUUGGCUCCACUGAUGUUCGGAACUUUCUUAUAAGCAUGCUUCGGUUCCUGCUGCCCCCGCUGGUUCUCCAAGCUGAGCCAAUGUGUUCUCGCCUGUUGAAGGCAUUUGCCAAGGAGAUAAAGUCUGCUCGUCGAGACCUCCUAAUGACCAACUUCAAGCACAUUUUUCCUUACCUCGUCUGCCACGCUUCAGGCAAUCAGCUGGCCACUGCCCUGUCAUUUGUUGAGGCAGAGACGGGCCUCCGUAUCGGCAACGUGCUUCGAUUCGACUUCCAGCGCAUCUUGAAUGAGCUUCUCUUUCACCUUGGCAGCCACUAUGAGCAGGUGCAUGAUGGCUUGCUGGUGCUGGCCAGGGAAGAUGGUUUCCGCCCGAUCCGUUCUACCAAGGAUUUGGCAGAGUUUCUUCAGCCGAGGCUACUUGGCUUCCUGACGUUUUUCGACCUUCAGCUUGUGAACAAAAAUAUACCUGAUGACAAGAAAAAAGAGGCACUAAGGAGCCUUGAGUGCAUCCUUCAACUUAUGGGCCAGCAGCACGUAACAGCACUUCGAAUGAAGUUGAUGGCAACCUUGAAGUUGGCAUUACGGCUCAGUCAUGGGGAAUUUCCAUCAAUUAACAGUUGUGUAUGGAGCACAUUCAUUCACAACCUUGAGCCAUCAUCUACAGGUCCACUGUUGAGUCAAAUUACUGCGACACUGUUGCCACUGCUAAAGCUGGACCCAGAAGGUGCAAAAAACAUCUUCAACUUUCUCUUCAUUGACAACAGGGAGCAGCACCUGAGCUUCUUCCAUGACCUUCAUUUCAUUUCUGAAGUUCCAGGACUUGAGCAUGUUCAGCAAACCGUAUCAACACCAGACAGCCAGGGAGAGAACAACCUGAGUAACAUAUUGAGUCCCUGCUUACAUGGUAUUGCACAUGAGAACCUUGACGUACGAGUGCUAGCUUUGGGAAAACUGAAAAAAGUGCUUUCAGCUAAUCAGAGCAAGCUGGCAGAGCAUCUGCUUACACGGGAGUCGGUGGAUCCACUUGUUUCAAAGCUGAUAGUUCAGCUUCUGAGUGGUUGCCGGGAAGCCGAUUCCAAGGUGCACGUCCUUUUGGCUGAAUGUUUCGGCGAACUGGGGGCAAUAGACCCUGGCAGGUUGGAACUGGAGCUUCUGAACACUGAAGAGGCAGUUGCCGUCCACAGUGGAGUCGAUGACAAGAGCUUUGCAGUUGACCUGCUUCAGCGCUUAUGCCGGUCAUACCUUGCUGCUGAAGAUAGCAGAGUUCAGGACUGUUCUUCAUAUGCCAUUCAAGAGGUCCUGAAGAUUUACAAUUGUAAUGAGAUUAAAUCUACACUCGGACGAAAUUUGUGGAAGAGUUUUUCUCCCGAAGUGCAGGAGAUCUUCACUCCAAUGCUCAGUUCAAGGUACAUCAUGUCAAACAGUGCCUCUGUGGAGUACCCGCACCCAUUGUUUGGUACUAGUUAUGCACAGAACUUCCGGGACUGGUUGGCAAACUGGACGCUUGACCUUCUGGACAAGUUGAAGGAGGACAAGGCUCUCAAGGUGUUCAGGGCAUGCUCCCUUGUCUUCAAGAACGACUCCAACCUGGCUUUGUUCCUCUUGCCACGGGUUCUGGUGUGUGUCCUCGCUGUCACGGAUGCUGCUGGCAGGGAGCAGGUAAUGACUGAAGUGCUGGCAGUUCUGCAGCAUUGUGAGCAAACAGACGACAAUUCUGGCUUGUUGCACCUCUGCUCUCAAACCAUCUUCUCAAUACUUGACUACUUAGCUGUGCGUGCCAAGAUGUUCAGAAACUCCACAGCUCCUGGGACGUCAUCAGCAUCACCGGCAGUGGCAGUGCUCAGUGAUGAAGAGGCAUCCUUUGUGGCUCGCAUCCCGCAAGACCUCCUGGCACGCGUGUCAUUCAACUGCCAGGCCUACACACGUGCUCUGUUUCACCUGGAGUCGUACCUCCAUGACCACCCGGAGCGUGUGCAAGAGAAUCUGCAGUUGCUUCUGAAAGUUUAUGUGGCGCUUGACGAGCCCGACGGAGUUGCUGGUGUAGCUGCAGUUCGUAAUAGUCGGCCAUCUUUGGAAGACCAAAUCAUUGAGCACCAGGCAAUGGGGAAGCUGCAGGAUGCUCUCGCAUGUUAUGAACGAGCACUACGACUGCCCACGUCUCAAGCGUCUCACCAUCAGGGGCUGCUCAGUUGCCUCCUGUGCCUCGACCAACCCAGCACAGCACUCACACAUGCCUCAGGGCUUCUCGCAGAGAGGAGUGACUGGCUACCAGACAUAAUUGAGUACCAAGCGGAAGCUGCCUGGAGACUUUGCAACUGGGACUUGCUUGAGAAGUUUUUGCAUACUCAGGACUCAAUCCCACAAGACUCGGGUAACAGCUGGAGCUCAUGGGGUGUGGCCACAGGUCGACUUCUCCUUUCUGCUUACAACCUGGAUGAAAAGUCCUUUUUAGAUAGCCUGGCACAAGCACGAAGUCACCAGACAAGCCCUCUUGCAGCUGCAGCCAUGGAACAGGAGGCUUACCAAAGGGGCUACCGUUACGUUUCCAGAAUGCAAAUACAGGGUGCCUCAGCUAAAAAGCACCAACGUUCACCACUGCUACUGGAACCUCUGUGGAAUGUACGGCGCGCACUGCUCAGCAUUGCCAGGAAGAAGCAUCAUGACCUGGAGGAUGUUCUCCAAACAGAACUCGCCAAGUGCUGGCUCCAGAGUGCCAAGCUGGCACGAAAGAAUGGCCAUCUGCAGCAGGCCUACAGCUGCCUUUUGGAAACUGAUGGCUGUGAACUGCCUGACAUUUUUUUGGAAAAGGCUAAAUGGCUGUGGGCAAAGGGAGAAAGAGAGCGUGCCCUUGCAGAACUUCAUCGUGGCAUCGAACGUCACUUUCCCGGCUGUACUACCGAUAGCGGCAGCAGUGAUUCAUCUUCCACACCGGAAGAACGCUUCGCAUGUGCCAAGGCACGUCUGCUGUUGGCACGCUACAGUGAAGAGUCCGCAGCUGUGGAAAGUACACGCCUUGCGUUUUUGUACAAGAGUGCAGCACGGGCUUGCUCUACUUGGGAGGAUGGAUUAUUUCACUUUGCCAAGUACUGCGACACAAUGCUGCCCCUGAACGAAAAGCCAGAAAAGAAAGCGGACACGAUGGUGCAUGUAGUUCGGCACUAUGGGGAAUCUCUGCGUUACGGCUGCCAGCACAUGUACCACUCCAUGCCCCGCAUGUUGUCCAUUUGGUUUGACCUGGGCUCCCAAGUGGCUGAGAUGAGCCACUCACGUCGCCCGCCUGCUGUACUUGAAAAGCUCGAGGGGUACCUCAAGACCAUGACUGAUAGAGCACUGGGUCUGCUCCUAAAUCAGCUUCCACCGUACCUGUUCUUCACUGCAAUGCCACAGCUCAUCUCGAGGAUCUGCCAUUCUCACGAGCGGGUGUCAGCCAUGCUCAAGGAGAUCAUAGCUCGCCUGCUUGCCACCUACGCACCACAGGCAGUGUGGAUGAUGAUUGCAGUUUCUAAGUCCUCAUACCCGAUGCGGGUGCGGCGCUGUCAAGAGGUAUUUCAGCUGGCACGGCAGCAGAACCCAAGCCUGGCUAAGUUCCUGAACGACACACUGGCCCUCUGCGAGAGGCUCCUUGAAUUGUGCAACCGGCCAGUCGGGGAGACCAACGUCCUUCAAAUCUCACAGCACGUCAAAGGCUUUCACGAGAUGCUGAGGGGACCGAGUUUCAGCCGCAUCCUACUGCCUCUGCAGUCGGCCACAUCAGUGUCACUCCCAGCAGCUGGCACGCCCAGGGACCACAAGCCAUUCCCACAGACACCCGUCCACUUGGUUUCAAUCAAUGACCGGGUUGAUGUGCUCUCUUCACUACAGAAACCGAAAAAGAUCAGUGUGAAAGGCAGCGACGGCAAGACUUAUGCUAUGAUGCUGAAGCCAAAAGAUGACCUUCGCAAGGACUGCCGGCUGAUGGAGUUCAAUAACCUCAUGAACCGCUAUCUCAAGCAGAGCGCUGAAGGUCUCAAGCGCAGGUUACACAUACGCACCUACAAUGUGGUUCCCCUGAACGAGGAGUGUGGGCUCAUUGAGUGGAUUCCAGACCUGCAGGGAUAUCGGCUCAUUCUGAACCGCAUCUACCGCGAGAAAGGUUUGCUCGUAUCCAGCAAGGAGAUAAAGGAGAUGAUGCCUGACCUCAGCACCACUGUUGAGAAGAAACUGGCCAUAUUCAAGGAAAAGUUCCUUCCUCGAUUCCCCCCUGUUUUCUAUGAGUGGUUUCACAAGAACUUCCCCGACCCAACUGCCUGGUACACUGCAAGGCAGUCAUAUGCACAGACAGUCGCUGUGAUGAGCAUUGUUGGUUUCAUCCUGGGCCUGGGUGACCGACAUGGCGAGAACAUCCUCUUUGACGCUUCAUGUGGAGACGCCGUUCAUGUUGAUUUCAACUGUCUCUUCAACAAGGGAGAAACCUUCGACUGGCCGGAGAAGGUACCUUUUCGUCUGACACACAACAUGGUAGAUGCCAUGGGUCCUCUGGGGUACGAAGGUGUCUUCAGAAAAGCAUGUGAAGUCACACUACGCAUCAUGAGGAAUGAGACGGAUGCACUGAUGAGCGUGCUGAAACCGUUUGUUCAUGACCCUCUCGUUGAGUGGAGCAAAGCACCAAAAGGUGCAAGAAGUCAUCAGUCAGAGUCGGGAGAGAUCAUCAAUGAAAAGGCCCUGGUGAAUGUGAAUGGAAUUGAGCAGAGACUAAAAGGUGUCUACCGAGGUCGCAACAAACCCGCUGGGCCACCUCUUUCUGUUGAGGGGCAAGUGGACAGCCUCAUUCAGGAAGCAACCAGCGAGGUCAACCUGUGCCAGAUGUAUGUUGGAUGGGGUGCCUACCUCUGAUGGCCUUCUCACUGCAAGUUUAGUAGGCUUGACAUCUCUUCACUCCAGAGUUUGGGCAUUCUUUCAGUACUGUACAUAUUAACAUGUCCUAGACUAUGAAUUUCUCAGCGUGUUUUUUUUUUUUUUAAUGCAUGCAAAAACAUCUUGUAGUGUAACUCAUUAGUCCAUUCCAUCUAUUCAUUGCAGCUGCCUUAUUUACUGUCCAGCAGGGAGCCUACCCUACUACAUGAACUUAGAUUGAUUCUGUGAUCCCAUUGUUUUGGUCACUAGUACUGUGUCAUUAACAAAACAGCAGCAUUUUGCACAGCUCAGAUGUAUUUAUUAACUACGUUAAGGCAUUUUGAGUCACAAUAAGAAGUACAAUGACAUGUCUUUUUGUACCACAAAGCAACAUAUCUGUGCUCAGGGACUGCGAGUAAAUUGAUUUCAAGGGGAACAAACGGUGAUAACCUAUGUUGUUCUAUCCAAAUGUUAUUAUUUGUUGAGUGUUUUUUACUGUUGGUACAGCCAUUAAAUUUUAUGAAGCUUCUCUCGUG